AUGGCCAACUCUUUUACACUAGAUUUGACAGUAGGUCAUAAAUACGCCGCAGAAGCUGUCAAAGGAGUUUUAGGUACUAUUCUUUUCCAUAGACAAUUUCAUACAGUUAUUUCAAAAACUGUAGACAUCCUAGAAGUUACAGUCCCUACUUUAGGAAAUACCCAGUUGGACGAGACUCUUACCAGCAAGGCUGCAGAAUUUGUGGACGGACUUCCAAAUCAGCAUGGAGCCUCUUCACAGAUGAUGGUUCUUCUUUAUGAAAGGUUACCGAAGAAGUCGUGGUUUGGAACGGGCACAGUAAAUCCAUGGGAGCAAUGGCUCGUCAAUGUUGUCAUUACCGAAUCGAAAGACUCUUAUCAUGCAUCCUCUACAUCUUUAGAAUGUGCACUUGAACAAAUUGUUCAGGCUGUCAAUUUACGCAGUCUUUCGUACCUUCCUCCAGUCGCUGCAGACUCUGGAAACUAUCCAUACGAUAUUGUCAUCCCAACAUCCACUGAAGGAUGGGGAUCUCUAUUGAAACGAAUGAUUGUUGAAAAUAUCAGUGGAGGUGACUAA
Molecule: messenger RNA, 555 nt
Organism: Schizosaccharomyces osmophilus
Lineage: Eukaryota; Fungi; Ascomycota; Schizosaccharomycetes; Schizosaccharomycetales; Schizosaccharomycetaceae
Gene: atg101
Product: autophagy associated HORMA domain protein Atg101
Exons: 2
Coding region: 1-555 (184 amino acids)
Biological process (GO): autophagosome assembly; autophagy
Cellular component (GO): phagophore assembly site
Source: RefSeq, a predicted model, not a curated record